AACGUCGAAUAUUCGAUUAUUUCGCGUCACGAUCGGAUAAAACAUUGGUUUUAAACAAACCGACUGAUGCGCCUACAUCGUACUCGCGUCGUUUUACAAAACGCGCGCGUCUUCGUUGGGAUCAAUUACGAAAUUGCUACGGUGCGCUACGGGGCGACCUAUCGGCAUCGCUCGUCCACCCGCCCGCCAUCCCGUCCGCCCGGCGGUCGGCGCGUAAACGUUUGUCGUUUUACCCGUCCGAUUCCGAAUUUUUGUUGUCCGUUUCGUUUUCAUUUGCCGGCAGACGAUAACACGGACCGACGAAGACGGCGACCAGCACACACACGCAGACACUACUUCGGUCAGCCGAACGUAAAACGUCGGUGACGUAACCAUCGCGCCGAUUUUCGGGAUACCGGGGCACCGGUAACAGGUAGGUUAUACGCACGCGACGGCGCUGUGGCGUCCGUAGGACGGUUGUCGUAGAUAAAGACCAAAUACUAUAUAAUAUGUGUGUAAUAGAUUUAUAAUGUAACAUAAUAAUGUAGACCAAUUAUAUUAUUCGUCGAGAUUAGAUCAUUUUUUUUGGACGUGUUGCGCGUAGGCACCUACCUAAUAUCAUAAUAAUAUUAUAAUGAUACACCAACACUCGUGGUCGUCCCCACCCGUGUACGGCGAACCGCGCACAACGCCGCCGCCGACGGUGAUCCGUUGGCCGUACAGCGGAGCCGAACCGAACGAUAUAAAUACAACCGCAACACAACAAACACGCACUAUUAUAUCAUAUACGAUCGUUGCGAUUGUUUCAUCGACGGACCGUCUCCGAACGCAACACGACCACCCGAACGAUAUAAUAAUAUUAUAGUAUAUGAUACACACAUAAUAUAUAAUAUAUAUAUACACAUUGUAUAUACAUAUAUAUAUAUAUGUAUAUAUUAUAAUAUCAUCGUCGUCGUCGUCGUCAUAUAAGUAUAUAGACAGAUUUCAAGAGUUGUGUUCGUUGGGAACGGUGCGGAAAACACAACUGCUACUGCACAGACACCGUCUCAGUGACGACUGUAUACACACGCACGAUAUACUACAACACGUAGAUACGUACGAGGCGCUGUAUAUAUACUCACCGCCCGCGACUGAUAUGGACCCGAGGAGACGUGACAAUAGUUAUUUGGUUUUCGUGUGCACGCUGGCCUUGGGUUUUCUCAUCUGUAUGCCCGUCACUACUCACUCGUUGAUCAGAGGUGACUGUUUCUUACCACCAGACGAAGGCAAUUGUGGAAAUCGAUUGACUUUGAGAGUAAAAUACUACUUUGACUCAACUAAUGACGACUGCUCAGAAUUCCUUUACUUCGGUUGUGGUGGCAACGAUAAUCGAUUUGAUACAUUCGAAGAAUGCGAAAAUGUAUGCCUAUUUAAUAACGGGUUUUAAAAUAAGCCAUCUUCGACUGGAUGUUCGAUAUUGGCCACCGAUGUUUUACAAUUGUCAAUAAAUGUAAUAUACCUACAUGGAAUGUGAAAGUACCAAAAAUAUCAAGACUUUGUUUUAAGAUAUUGGGAAGAGUGAUGUAUAAUAUUUGAGUAGUGAACAUUUAAUACAUAAUACAUAAUAUGUUAGAAUAAACAAAUUUAUAUAAUAAUAAAUUGUAAUAUAAUGAUUUAAGUUGUAAUAAUUUUUUAAUAAAUGCCGCAAAUGCAUA
Molecule: messenger RNA, 1673 nt
Organism: Rhopalosiphum padi (bird cherry-oat aphid)
Lineage: Eukaryota; Metazoa; Arthropoda; Insecta; Hemiptera; Aphididae
Product: kappaPI-actitoxin-Avd3d-like
Exons: 3
Coding region: 1115-1405 (96 amino acids)
Molecular function (GO): serine-type endopeptidase inhibitor activity
Source: RefSeq, a predicted model, not a curated record